AUGAUGGCGCGACGUUGUCGACAUGAAGAGCUGGCUAUUGAGAUGCAUGGCUCGCUUGUUCGUAUGGUUACAAACAUACCGACAGUCAUGCAGUCGGUUCGUCAAGCAGGAAGACCAGACGAAAGUAAGCUCGGUACCGUGGUCUGGGUGAGGCCGGGAAUCCUACAGGCUGGCUGGGAGGCAACGAGGCCAUUAUGGUUGGUUCUGGGGGGAUUCGACGACAGUGCAGAGGAUGAUGAGACGAUGAGUUGA
Messenger RNA from Akanthomyces muscarius, 252 nucleotides. RefSeq lists its product as uncharacterized. The transcript is spliced from 5 exons. Lineage: Eukaryota; Fungi; Ascomycota; Sordariomycetes; Hypocreales; Cordycipitaceae. The record is from RefSeq and is a predicted model, not a curated record. The coding region runs from base 1 to 252 and encodes 83 amino acids.